AGUUCUUGCCAAAACCAGCCUUAUUGCCGUGGACUACCUGAUCCCCAGGAUAUUAUCAGCCAAAGCCAACAGUCGCCGUCUCAGCAAGCUGCCAAAGCCUUUUAUGACCGGAUCAGUUUCCUCAUCGGAGCAGACAGCACUCAUGUCAUACCUGGGGAAAGUCCUUUUAAUAAGAGUCUUGCAUCCGUCAUAAGGGGCCAGGUAUUAACUGCUGAUGGAACGCCACUCAUUGGAGUCAACGUCUCCUUUUUGCACUAUCCAGACUAUGGAUACACAAUCACGCGCCAAGAUGGAAUGUUUGACCUGGUAGCGAAUGGUGGUGCCUCUCUGACACUGGUGUUUGAGCGAUCACCCUUCCUGACACAGUAUCACACGGUAUGGAUUCCCUGGAACGUCUUUUAUGUCAUGGAUACCCUGGUCAUGAAGAAGGAGGAGAAUGACAUUCCUAGUUGUGAUCUGAGCGGAUUUGUAAGGCCAAACCCCGUUAUCGUGUCAUCACCUUUAUCCACCUUCUUCAGAAUUUCUCCUGAAGAUAGUCCUAUCAUCCCAGAGACACAGGUUCAUCUUAUGGUGGCAGUGGUGGGAAGGCUUUUCCAAAAAUGGUUCCCUGCAUCCCCAAAUCUGGCUUACACCUUCAUAUGGGACAAAACUGAUGCAUACAACCAGAGAGUCUAUGGAUUAUCUGAAGCUGUUGUGUCUGUAGGUUAUGAAUAUGAGUCUUGCUUGGAUCUAACUCUCUGGGAAAAGCGGACUGCCAUUUUGCAGGGUUAUGAACUGGAUGCCUCCAACAUGGGCGGCUGGACGUUGGAUAAACAUCAUGUAUUGGAUGUGCAGAAUGGAAUCCUCUACAAAGGAAAUGGUGAAAAUCAAUUUAUAUCUCAGCAACCCCCGGUUGUUAGUAGCAUUAUGGGCAACGGGAGACGGCGCAGCAUCUCCUGUCCAAGUUGUAAUGGUCAAGCUGAUGGUAAUAAAUUGCUGGCUCCGGUUGCCUUAGCUUGUGGGAUUGAUGGCAGUCUUUACGUGGGGGAUUUCAACUAUGUUCGGCGGAUAUUCCCAUCUGGAAAUGUAACCAGUGUUCUGGAGCUAAGCAACAACCCAGCUCACAGAUACUACCUCGCCACUGACCCCGUGACAGGAGACUUGUACGUUUCCGACACAAACACGCGCAGGAUUUAUCGGCCCAAGUCGCUCACGGGUGCGAAAGACCUGACCAAAAACGCUGAGGUAAUCGGAGGAACAGGGGAGCAGUGCCUACCGUUUGAUGAGGCAAGGUGUGGUGAUGGAGGCAAGGCGGUGGAGGCAACUCUCAUGAGCCCUAAAGGAAUCGCGAUCGACAAGAACGGGCUAAUCUACUUUGUUGAUGGGACCAUGAUCAGAAAAGUGGAUCAGAACGGAAUAAUAUCCACGUUGCUUGGCUCCAACGACCUGACCUCAGCACGACCUCUGACCUGUGAUACCAGCAUGCACAUCAGCCAGGUUCGUCUGGAAUGGCCUACAGAUUUAGCUAUCAACCCCAUGGACAACUCCAUUUACGUUCUGGAUAACAACGUAGUCUUGCAGAUCACUGAGAACCGUCAGGUUCGCAUCGCUGCGGGGAGGCCGAUGCACUGCCAGGUUCCCGGGGUGGAGUACGCGGUGGGAAAGCACGCGGUGCAGACGACGCUGGAGUCGGCCACGGCCAUUGCCGUGUCCUACAGCGGCGUACUGUACAUUACAGAAACUGAUGAAAAAAAGAUUAAUCGGAUAAGACAGGUCACAACUGAUGGAGAGAUCUCAUUAGUUGCCGGAAUACCCUCGGAGUGCGAUUGCAAAAACGAUGUCAACUGUGACUGUUACCAGAAUGGAGAUGGCUAUGCUAAAGAUGCCAAGCUUAACGCCCCUUCCUCCUUAGCUGUGUCUCCGGAUGGCACGCUGUAUAUUGCUGAUCUGGGAAAUAUCAGGAUACGGGCUGUGUCAAAGAACAAACCCUUACUGAAUUCAAUGAACUUCUAUGAAGUUGCUUCUCCAACUGACCAAGAGCUUUAUAUCUUUGAUGUCAAUGGUACUCACCAGUACACUGUGAGCUUAGUCACCGGAGACUAUCUGUACAACUUCAGCUACAGCAACGACAAUGACAUUACUGCGGUGACGGAUAGCAAUGGGAAUACUCUUCGCAUCAGGCGGGAUCCCAACCGGAUGCCAGUAAGAGUGGUCUCUCCCGAUAACCAAGUCAUCUGGUUGACGAUAGGCACCAAUGGCUGUUUGAAAAGCAUGACCGCACAAGGGCAGGAGCUUGUCUUGUUUACCUACCACGGCAACAGCGGACUUCUGGCAACUAAAAGUGACGAGACUGGAUGGACCACUUUUUUUGAGUAA
Messenger RNA from Eurypyga helias (sunbittern), 2355 nucleotides. Its product is annotated as teneurin-3-like. Gene Ontology annotation, biological process: heterophilic cell-cell adhesion; neuron development. The transcript has 9 exons. Gene Ontology annotation, cellular component: neuron projection. The annotation marks the transcript as partial. Gene Ontology annotation, molecular function: protein homodimerization activity; protein heterodimerization activity; cell adhesion molecule binding. NCBI's taxonomy places the organism in Eukaryota, Metazoa, Chordata, Aves, Eurypygiformes, Eurypygidae. The record is from RefSeq and is a predicted model, not a curated record.